This is a messenger RNA of Ambispora leptoticha, 729 nucleotides long. The record is from the annotation of a GenBank genome assembly. NCBI's taxonomy places the organism in Eukaryota, Fungi, Glomeromycota, Glomeromycetes, Archaeosporales, Ambisporaceae.
AUGAGUCUUGUAGAGCAAACUGCUUUUGCCACCGAAAUCUUGGGCGAAUUGAGUUCUCGUGCCGUAAAAUAUCCGCAGGACUUUGCACCUCCUGCUCAAACUCGACCUAAGCCUGUCAUUAAGUCUCUCCUCAAAAACUCAAAAAAUAAAGCGCAAACUGGCGGCGCAACUAUUCCAACAACCAGCAGCAGUAAUUCUAUUAAUGCACAAGGCAAAUUGAUUAAUGUAAAUGUGAAAUCAUUGAGAGGCGGAGGAAUUUAUACGAUUCAGUUGGCCAAUACUGACAGCAUAGUCACGCUAAAAGAAAAAAUUCGACCACUUGCUCAAUUAAGUCCAGCGAAUCAGCGGUUGAUUCUAAGGGGAAAAGCUUUGGUAGAUACAAAAACUCUAGCGGACUAUAAUAUCACCAAUGAUACUACUAUACAUUUAGUGCAGAAAGCUGGUAGUAUUGGUGGUGGUUCAAUUUCCUCGCCUGUGGAAAUUAAGUCAACAACAAUAACCUCAUCUUCAUCCACAACCUCUACAAGUAAUAAUCGACUCACGGACUCGGGAACAAGUACAACAAGAGAUCCAAAGUUUUGGUGGGAUUUACGUGGAUUCUUGCAACAGCAUUUUAAAGAGACUGAUGAUGCUGAUCGCGUCUUAAAUGAGUUUUUGGGUGUAUAUAAGGAUCUAAAUGGAAAUAUUUCCAAUGUUCAAGACUUGGAACGAUUAGUAAAGAAUUCAUAA